Aspergillus homomorphus CBS 101889 is the source of this 1028-nucleotide messenger RNA. RefSeq lists its product as uncharacterized. Bases 371 to 784 code for a protein of 137 amino acids. Lineage: Eukaryota; Fungi; Ascomycota; Eurotiomycetes; Eurotiales; Aspergillaceae. The record is from RefSeq and is a predicted model, not a curated record. The transcript has a single exon.
GCUUCCUCCAUGCUCUGGAAGUUGAUCAGGCCACCCUCUCUUACUGGGAAAUGUCAAUCAAUCCGGGCCUAUACGACCACCACUGUGGAGAGCGCUGGAGAGGUGAAGUACUUCCCGCCGUAGUUAUGUGAGCAUCCUGUAUCAUAAUUAAGAUUUUAUGAGCAGAAAUCCCCAUCAAAGAAGCCGAGCUAUACCAACAUGUCGCAUUACCGCGGCAUGGGUGCAUAUACUUCCAGUCCAACCUGGAAUCAAGACCAGAAUAUACCAGAUCCAUUCCAAUAUAGAGCCCAGACUGUGGAAGUCGGCCCGCAUUUGCCUUCGGUCCACUGACCCAUUCACGAUACUGACACUCAAAUACAAAAUUGAGAAUAUGUCAGAAUAUGCCAGAUCCAUCGCGCAGAACGAGAUGAAAUGGGCGCAAGCGCACGUACAACCAAAAAUCAACGUUCAACUAGUGGGGAAGCAACCAGAAACAGCAGAUGAUUACAUCUUACUGCUAGAGCGACAUCUCGAGCUCGUGCCCUUCCUGAUUCAAGAUCCUUUGGGCCACGAACCUCCAAACCAGCUGUUAUAUUCUGAUCUACUCCUGGACAAUAUCUUCGUGGACCCUUCAAUCAACAUCACGGCCGUGAUUGACUGGCAGCAUACAGUUGCGUUGCCAGUUGAUCAACAGCAACUGUUUCCGCAAAUGCUGGAGCCAACGUCAGCGGGGGCAGGAGAAGGCGACGACUCACUCUGCAAGGCUUACCUCACCAAGGUCAAGAGCCUGAGUCUCAGGCGAUGAAAAGCGCUUACUGGACCGUAUUGCAGAAUCAGAACGGGACCAGCAUUGCUGGUACUAGGCUGCUGGGAGCGAGACGACCUUUUCUCUCUCCGCCACUCACUUAUCUCGGUGGUCGCUCACUGGGACACUAUAUGCAAAAGUGGAGUUAAAUAUCCGAUCAAUUUUACUACCCAUGAGCUCCAACAACAUGACAAGGAGAUGGAGCCUAUCGAGGGUGUUUAUCGGUCAUAAACCAGCUUCAGGA